Cadophora gregata is the source of this 1290-nucleotide messenger RNA. RefSeq lists its product as uncharacterized. The transcript has 3 exons. Gene Ontology annotation, cellular component: mitochondrion. The coding region runs from base 1 to 1290 and encodes 429 amino acids. The record is from RefSeq and is a predicted model, not a curated record. Gene Ontology annotation, molecular function: protein-arginine omega-N symmetric methyltransferase activity. NCBI's taxonomy places the organism in Eukaryota, Fungi, Ascomycota, Leotiomycetes, Helotiales, Ploettnerulaceae.
AUGUCGGUAGAAUACGAGAAAUACCCAAUGGUGACCGCAGACCAGCUGAGAGGGCGGAGGGAGCGGCCGAGGAGAGUGAAGAUGCUCACGAGGGACUUCAUAGAAGACUCGCUAUACAAUCCUUCCUAUGGGUACUUCUCGAAACAAGUGGUCAUUUUCACACCAGGAGAGCCAUUUAACUUCAACAAUAUUCAAGACGAACCGGAAUUCCACCGUUUACUUGGACAGCGGUAUACCGAAUUUGAGGACAACUUAGACAAGAAGGAUCCCAAUGAGACGCGGCAGCUAUGGCAUACACCCACCGAGCUUUUUCGUCCGUACUAUGGAGAAGCUAUAGCACGGUACUUGGUCGCCAAUUACAAACUAUCCCAAUACCCAUACCAUGACCUGAUCAUCUACGAGAUGGGUGCAGGAAACGGAACCCUCAUGCUCAAUAUUCUGGACUACAUCCGAGAAGUAGAACCACAUGUCUACCACCGGACAAAGUUCAAGAUCAUCGAAAUCUCGUCCAACCUUGCGAAAUUGCAACAGAAUCAGUUGUUACGGACGGCGGAUUCGAGGGGUCAUUCGAACAAGGUGGAGAUUAUCAACAAAUCUAUUUUCGCAUGGGACCAAGUAGUACCGGCGCCUUGUUACUUCCUAGCCAUGGAAGUUUUUGACAACUUCGCGCACGAUUCUAUUCGUUACGAUCCUGCUACUGAGGAGCCACUCCAGGGAACAGUUUUGAUCGACUCAAAAGGAGAUUUCUUCGAGUUCUACGUUCCAAAUAUUGAUCCGGUAGCCUCACGUUUCUUGAGAGUUCGGCAUGCUGCAACAGGAGGUCGUUACCCCUUGCCACUACACCAAAGCAAGAUAUUACGGAAGCUACGUAACGUUGUGCCUUUUGCGCCGAAUCUGAGUGAUCCGGAAUAUAUUCCCACGAGACUGAUGCAGUUUUUCGAUAUUCUUGGAACGUACUUUCCAAGUCAUCGGUUGUUAACGAGUGAUUUCCAUGAUUUGCCGGACACGAUCAAAGGGAUUAAUGCGCCGGUUGUGCAGACAAGGUAUAAGAGGAGGACUGUACCUGUCACAACGCCUUUGGUGCAUCAAGGCUAUUUUGAUAUCCUCUUUCCUACAGACUUCAAUGUCAUGGAAAUGAUGUACAGAGCGAUCACAGGCAAGCUCACGCGUGUCCUCUCACAUGAAGAGUUCCUGAGAAGAUGGGCAUAUGUCGAGGAGACGGAGACGAAGAAUGGAGAGAAUCCGCUUUUGACCUGGUAUAAGAACGCUAGUGUUCUUACAACUGUAUAG